Globicephala melas (long-finned pilot whale) is the source of this 1554-nucleotide messenger RNA. RefSeq names its product TM2 domain containing 2 (gene TM2D2). NCBI's taxonomy places the organism in Eukaryota, Metazoa, Chordata, Mammalia, Artiodactyla, Delphinidae. The record is from RefSeq and is a predicted model, not a curated record.
AGCGGGGCUACGCGGAGAGGCCUGACUAGGCAGGGCUUGGGUCGGCGGUGCCGGCCGGGGUUUGAGGUUGAGUCCGGGUCUCCGCCACUGGGCCCGGGAAGAUGGUGCUGGGUGGUUGCCCGGUGAGUUACUUACUCCUCUGCGGCCAGGCGGCUUUGCUGAUGGGGAAUCUCCUGCUGCUGCACUGUGUCUCUCGGAGCCACUCGCACAACACUACCGCCGAGCCCGAGCCCACAUCCGCUGGCGCCGCCCACCCGGAGAGCUCCACCGGCUCCGCGAGCUGGGAAUAUGGCGACCCCCACUCUCCAGUCAUCCUUUGCUCUUACCUACCCGAUGAAUUUAUAGAAUGUGAAGACCCAGUGGAUCAUGUUGGAAAUGCAACGGCAUCCCAGGAACUUGGUUAUGGUUGUCUCAAGUUCGGUGGUCAGGCCUACAGUGAUGUGGAACACACCUCCGUACAGUGCCGCGCCCUGGACGGAAUCGAAUGUGCCAGUCCUAGGACCUUCUUACGAGAGAAUAAACCUUGUAUAAAGUAUACCGGACACUACUUCAUAACCACUUUGCUCUACUCCUUCUUCCUGGGAUGUUUUGGAGUAGAUCGUUUCUGUCUGGGACACACUGGCACAGCAGUAGGGAAGCUCUUGACACUUGGAGGACUUGGGAUUUGGUGGUUUGUUGACCUUAUUUUGCUUAUUACUGGAGGGCUGAUGCCAAGUGACGGCAGCAAUUGGUGCACUGUUUACUAAAAAGAGCGGCUACCGUGGCCCAGAGAGGUAAGUCUCCUGAAUUCAUCUCUACAGGCUCAGAACUCUUCCUUAUUAUCAGACCUGACCAUUGCCUUCCUCUUUGGAGGGAAUGGCUUUGGUUAGGAAGGUUUCUUUGGACUGUGGAUUUUCAACCCAAACUUCACCUUGCAGACUAGAAAUGACAAGCAAACAGUAUUAUGGGUAUCAAGUUUGCACCUUUCCUCAUAUACAAAAAAUAUAAAGGAUAGUGAUUAACUUAUAAGCUGCAGGAGGGUUUCCAUACACUUUAUUUCUGUGCGUUGCUGUAUAAUCAAUCCUUUGGAGCAAGUGGACCCAACAGGAUAAGCAAAGUGAAUAUUUUUAGCCUUGUGCCUUUUGUGACCCUGAGUCCUCAUGCAGUGGAGAUCGGAAGCUAAACCAAUGAAAAUCUUCAGAAGUAGAAAUGACGAUGGAUUUUAAUUACACUGAAAUUCUGACUUUCUGAGUUUAAAUUGCAGAAUAAAUGUUGCCAACCUGGAAUGCUCGUUUGGGUGUUUUCAGUAGGUAGAAUGAAACUCAAAAUUAUAUUUGUUGUGCUUAAAGCUAAGCAUUUGAACUGAGCCUGAUAAUAAACCCUAUUGUUUCAUCAUUAUUAUGCCUGAGAGGGAAGAUGUCCAGUACAGUAAUUUCCUCAUUCCAGUUAUGUUUUGGAUAGCUGAACAUGGCUGAGUUCAGCCAUCCUCUUGGCAGACUUUUCCUAUCAAAAAAGUAGUAUUUACCAGUUUAGAGAGCCCAUGUUGUAGACUAGUAAAAAAAAAAAAAAAAGAUU